Symbiodinium necroappetens is the source of this 216-nucleotide messenger RNA. The record is from the annotation of a GenBank genome assembly. Lineage: Eukaryota; Dinophyceae; Suessiales; Symbiodiniaceae.
CAACCAAAGAAACAUACCAUGGGAAAGCUCAGCGAUAGCGGCGACUCCCUUUCUGGCGCAAUCCUCCAGGUGCACGGGGUCGAGAGAGAUGCCACUAGUCGGGAGAUGCACAUCCUGUUCAGUGGCUGCGUGGGCUACAUCAGUGCCUCCCUUUCUGAGGAGGGCUCAGCGAAGAUUGGUGUCGUGCAGUUCGACUCUGCCGAGUCCGCCUUCCAG